This is a messenger RNA of Oncorhynchus mykiss (rainbow trout), 3989 nucleotides long. The record is from RefSeq and is a predicted model, not a curated record. Lineage: Eukaryota; Metazoa; Chordata; Actinopteri; Salmoniformes; Salmonidae.
UCUCUGCAGUCGUUGAACCAAUAUGCAGGAAAGGGGUUCUACACUUUGAUGUUGUUCUGUAGGAAUGGCUGAAGCUUCACUGUAACGUGUAGAACAUCAAGAGUGGACCAUCAACAAAACGUUAACAAUUGAUCAAAUGCAUCCAAUGACAAUGCCUGAAAUACUGUUGUCCUCAAUAUCUCCUAUUAGAUUAGCCCAAUAUGUACUCUUAAAGGGGCAAUCAGCAGUUGUUACAUCCAUUUUGGGACGUAUACAUUAAUGAUAUGUACCCAUCGGUUUCUUGAAGAAUUCACUUAUAAAUGCUUCAUGAGCUUAGUUCAACUGUCGUACCCCAUCAGAACCCCAAAUAUAUAUAUAUUUUUCUGUUAUUAGUCAGCUAGUGUGCUGGUUAAGUUAGCACUAGCCUAGCUAGCUAACAUCUCUGACCAUGAGGUCACUAAGCUACUCUUCUCUUGCUAAAGAAGAGGAGGCCUGCUGGACGGCGAAAGAAGGUCUUGAGGAAAAGGAGGCUGUUACAAUACAAAAACAAGUAGAGGACGAGGCUGUUACAGUGAAAGAAGAAGAGAAAGACGUUUCAGUGAAAGAAGAGGAAGACUAGUUCAGAGUGAAAGAGGAGGAGGAAGUUACAGUAAAAGAAGAGGAGGCAGAGAGAGAGGAGGAUGCAGUUUUUGGAGUGAAAGAGGAGGAGGGGGAGACGACUGUCACAUCAAAAAACGAGGAGGAGGAAACUGAAUAUCUGGGCCCUGUUUUUCAAACGCAUCUUAAGGCAUCCAAUUGUUCUAACAGUAAACUUAGCCGUAAGAUGGUUUUGGGAAACCGGGCCCUGAUUAACACUAGAGAGAGACGUGACGAUCUUGCAUCCUCUUGGGAGCCUCAACAACCUCAUGAUACUGACGAGGCAGAGAAGAGUCUCUCCAGUUCAGAACAUCUCAAUAAACACCAGCAGAGAUCCACAGGGAAGAAAUCUCACCACUGCUCUCACUGUGGGAAAAGUUGCAAAUCUUUAUCAGAACUUAAAAUACACCUGAGAAUUCACACAGGAGAGAAACCUUUUGCCUGUGAUCAAUGUGGGAAGAGUUUUACUCGGCUACAAACCCUGAAAUCACACCAGAGAAUACACACUGGAGAGAAACCUUAUAGCUGUAAUCAAUGUGGGAAGAGUUUUACAACAUCUAGCUAUCUAACUAUACACCAGAGAACACACACAGGAGAGAAACCAUAUAGCUGUGAUCAUUGUGGGAAAAGUUUUACUACAUCUAGCUAUCUAACUAUACACCAAAGGACACACACAGGAGAGAAACCAUACAGCUGUACUCAUUGUGGGAAGAGUUUUACUCAGCCAGACAGCCUGAUAUUACACCAGAGAACACACACAGGAGAGAAACCUUAUAGCUGUGAUCAAUGUGGGAAGAGUUUUUCUACAUCUAGCGUUCUCACUAUACACCAGAGAACACACACAGGAGAGAAACCAUAUAGCUGUACUCAAUGUGGGAAGAGUUUUUCUACAUCUAGCUAUCUAACUAUACACCAGAGAACACACACAGGAGAGAAACCAUAUAGCUGUAAUCAAUGUGGGAAGAGUUUUACUCAGCUAAACAGCCUGAUAGUACACCAGCGGACACACACAGGAGAGAAACCUUAUGGCUGUGAUCAAUGUGGAAAGAGUUUUGGUACAUCUGGCUGUCUGAAGACACACCAGAGAACACACACAGGAGAGAAACCUUAUAGCUGUGAACAAUGUGGGAAGAGUUUUUCUACAUCUAGCUAUCUCACUAUACACCAGAGAAUACACACAGGAGAGAAACAAUACAGCUGUAGCCAUUGUGUGACCAGAUUUGCUUGGCUAAACAGCCUAGUAUCACACCAGAGAACACACACAGUAGAGAAAUCUCAUAGCUGUGCUCAAUAGGGGAAGAAAUACUCUGAAAUACUCUGAUAUAAGAUCUCUGAUUAAACAUCAGAAAAUACAUGGAGUUUUUCAUGAUAUCAAUGAAAUAAUGUCUCAAUGUAGAAUGUUUUUAACAUUGUAGUAUGAGUAUUUUAAUGAAUGUCAGAAUGUAGAACCCUAAAUGUUUGCCUUCUGUUCUAUUGAUUUUAGCCUCAGGGGAAAAUUCCAGGUUCUGAAUUGAAAGAGUACUAUUUAUGAGAUUUAACAAAAAGUGACUAACUAAAAAAGAGUUGUUACACUUACCACGUUGGUGACCCACUAGAAUCAAAAUGAAACCAUUCAAAAUGUAGCUGGUUGUUUUCUACAAAUUGUCUUCUAACCAGUGAUGUAUAGAUUAUUCCCAGAUUCCGUGUGGUUUUUGCUGUGUUGGUUUUAACAGGAUGUGCAACCUCAUCUCCCCCCUCUCGCAUAAUUUAUUUCAAUAUGAUAUCGAUGAGUGAUGACAAAUAACUGUUGUGUUCCUUUGUUUAGCGACCCCUACAUUUAAAUGCAUCACUCCAAAAUGUAGCUGACUGACUUCUGCAGGUUGUCCUCUAACCAGUGAGGUAAAAGAUAUCUCCCAUUUCCAUGUGUUUUUGUUUAGUUGUGUUCGUUUCAACAGCACAUACAACCUGAUUUCCCCCCCAAAUCAAUAUCAGUGAUUUAUUGCUUAUUGUCAAAACAACAGGGUUUGUGGUGCUUGUGCAGUUAAUAAGGUGCUUGUUUAACAAAUACAAGUCAGAGAGAAUAAAGUAGGCGGCACACGUCAAACGUUUGAUUUAUGACCCGAUGUCCGGAUGACGUGUGCAUGCCCAUAUUUGGGCAUCCUGUAAGGACAUCCGGGUGGGAACUUAUCACGUGCUUAUGCCCAUAUGUGGGCAUCCUGUUCCGGUUCUCACGCGUUAGAGGGUGUGCUAAUUUAUGCAUAUAUUGCAUCUAUUCCUUUGAAGUUGUCAUGAUGAUUGAUGUCUAGGGACCUCUUUGAACUGGGGGGGGGGGGGGGGGGUGGGGAUGUGUUUGAACAUUUCAAAGAGUAUGGCCCCCCCACCCCCUAUUUUAUUGACCUGUCGACCUAUUGUCUAUGAAACAGGAAUGUCUGGGGGUAUUGGGUGUGGCAGACGCAUUAUAAAUAAAGCCCAGAACAAGACAUGCGGCCCGAACACUAAACAAGAUUUUAAAAAUAAAACCCUGAAUAUUAAACAGAAAAUUAUGUCGAAUAGGCCAAUUCUCGGGGUGCUAUGCAUCUCUUGUCAUGCACCCAAUGACAAAAGCCUUGAGGAAGUUUUGUGUGAGACUCCAGAAUGUUUCAAAGGAGUUUUGGUUAGGAGUGAGGGGCAUAUGUCUUACAUAUUCCAACCUGAGGAAUCUACGGUUAAGAUAUUCACAGACAGCGGCCCCAAACCCCUUUAUCAGGCAAAACCCGAGAGUUUUUCUCCUGCGCUGCGGAUGAGAGAAUGGCUUAAGAAAAGGCUUGCACUCUGUCAAAUUGAACAGGCCCUGAGUGGUACAACUCUCCCCGGAUAUGCAGUGGAAGAACUGGUCUGCGGACGCAGUGAUCUGAAGGCCCUAAGAAUCGCUUCAAUGGCAUAUAGAGUCCAAAGUGACAAUUUUAGCAUGUGAACAAUUUGAUAGUGCAAAUGCGACGAAAUCUGUCAUUUCAUAUGUAUUUUCCAAAGCAUUCAAGGAUGUAAACUUUUUAUGCCAGUGUUUAGCUUUAAAUGGAUUGAUUAUCCCAUAUUCAUAACCCUUAUGAAUAAGCUGGACAGUCUUUUCCAAAAUAGUGAACAAUUAUGGCGCUGGCCGCGUCUAUCCUUAAGACAUUCCCAGGAUCCACAUGCCCGACUGAUGAUCUACCCCUGGAGUGAAAACUUACGGAGCUUUGAUGGAGCUUUGAUGGAGCAUGUAAGAGAGCCUGUCUUGGCAUUGGUGAAUUGGAAACGGAUGCAGGUCAGGGCUAACCAAGCCCUAUAUCUGUAAGAAAAGAAUAGUAAAAUGGUUAAUUAAUUAUAACAGGUUUUAAACUGUAUGUACUAAAUAUUUUGAAUUAAAUAAAUGCUUUUAA